AAUCAUUUUUCACAUUUUAUCAAAUGCUUAUUAGAGGUUUAUAAAACGUUUGAUAAAAAUUGUUAUUCAUAAUCGUCAUUUAGCGCUAAAAUCCUCUUAUAACUGUGUGAUAAGUUAUCGAGAGCUCGGGCCUUGUUUAAAGCUCUAAUAAACCUAUUUUAACCUAACUUUUAUAAAUGUCAUUUCAUAUGAAUGUCACUUCGUUGGUUUAUUUAUUCAAAAUAUCCUUGCUGUGAUCCUUGCUUGUGAAAAUGAAUGCUAUAAAUGCAAUUGUGCAUUUAGCCAAUAAUGCCGACCCAGCGCGACGUAGAAAGCUCUACCGCCAACGAAGCAACCCAUUCGAUUUGCGGGACCUAAAUUUUAAAAUAAAAUAUAGGUUCAAUAAGGACACAGUGCGCACCAUCAUAGAUUUGGUGGAAGAUGAUCUGGUUCAGAGCGCUAGAGGUGGUGGCACGUGUCCUGAACUGCAAGUUUUAGUGGCCAUAAGAUGUUGGGGACGUCGUGAGGUACAAGAUGAUGCUGGUGACCUCCAUGGCCUAAGUCAGCCGACAGUGAGCCGGAUAUGCGCCAGAGUCGCGCAUGCAAUCGCGAAUAAGGCAAAUUCCUUCAUCAAAAUGCCUAUCACUAUAGGAGAGCAGGAAAGAAUUAGUGCCAAAUUUAGAGCAAUUAAAAAUUUUCCUGGGGUGAUAGGAGCCAUAGAUUGCACCCACAUUAAAAUUAAAAAAACCGGAGGUGAAUUUUAUAAAUCAACAUUUUUGAAUGAUACUGUUCCUGGCAUCUUAAUGAAAAUAAAAAGAAUAUUUGAUUGA
Molecule: messenger RNA, 809 nt
Organism: Ostrinia furnacalis (Asian corn borer)
Lineage: Eukaryota; Metazoa; Arthropoda; Insecta; Lepidoptera; Crambidae
Product: putative nuclease HARBI1
Exons: 3
Coding region: 252-809 (185 amino acids)
Source: RefSeq, a predicted model, not a curated record